Molecule: messenger RNA, 888 nt
Organism: Plasmodium gallinaceum
Lineage: Eukaryota; Apicomplexa; Aconoidasida; Haemosporida; Plasmodiidae
Product: conserved Plasmodium protein, unknown function
Exons: 1
Coding region: 1-888 (295 amino acids)
Source: RefSeq, a predicted model, not a curated record
AUGAAAAUUUUGUCAAUUAUUAUAAUUGUUUCUUUUAUAUCACUUUGUAGAAGCCAUAGGAGCUUUUCAAAAAAAAACAAUUAUUUACAAUUUUUAAGAUCACAAAACUUUAUACAAGAAAAACCAAAAUAUAAAAAACUAAACAAAAAUUAUUCAGAAGAUUUAAAUGAAUUUGAUGAUUAUGAAGAUGAACAAACAUAUAAUGAAAAUGAAGUAGGACAUAUGUCAAAUAAACAACUAAAUAAUAAUAAUUUAGAAAAUUAUAAUAAUAAUAAUGAAAACAAAUUAGAUUUCAAAGAUAUCGAAAAUGAAUUGAAUAAUGAUGAAUUAUUAAGACAGGAUAGUAAUAUUAAUUUAGUAAGAGGAGGAAAAGAGUGCACUAUUAAUGAAAAGGGCAUAAUUAAUGUAUCAAUAGAUUCUAAUGACAUUUUUAAUUUAAAUAAAUAUAAUGUAGAAAUAACUUCAUCAAAUAUUUUAAUUAAAGACAUAAAUGAUUUGAAAAUAAUAAAAUCUAUUCCUUUUAAAUCUAUUAAAUUACCAAUUGAAACUAUUGAAGAAACAAGAGAAUGUUGGAAUAUAAAAUUAAAUAAAGAAAAAAUUCUUUUUUGUGAACAAAAAAAAGAAGAUAGAGAUAUAUGGAUUACCAACAUAUUAAAAGCUCUAUUUUGUUAUAAUACAAAUAACUUAAUGAUUGAAAAAAGCAACACAAGCAAUAAUGAAAGUAUUCAUAUACCAAAAGAAUCAACAGUUGAAGAAAGAUUAAAAGCAUCAAAAGAAGGUCAAGAUAUUAGCAAUAAUAAUUCUCCUCAAUAUAUAAAAUCAUCUAAUUAUAAUAAUAUAAAUAUUUCAAAUUUAAGAAAUGAUGAACCUAAAAUUUUGUUUGACUAA